Messenger RNA from Anopheles gambiae (African malaria mosquito), 1931 nucleotides. Its product is annotated as tRNA pseudouridine synthase-like 1. Gene Ontology annotation, biological process: tRNA pseudouridine synthesis. The transcript has 5 exons. Gene Ontology annotation, molecular function: RNA binding; pseudouridine synthase activity. The record is from RefSeq and is a predicted model, not a curated record. Lineage: Eukaryota; Metazoa; Arthropoda; Insecta; Diptera; Culicidae. Bases 187 to 1170 code for a protein of 327 amino acids.
UAGAAAUGUCAUUUGGUUGAAGCAUCGUGUGUUUGUUUACGAAUGUUUUCCGCAACAUCUUCGUGAAUCCACACUCGCUAUCAACGAAUCGCCUUCUAUGCCGGUAAUUAUACGCGCCCGAUGCGUGUACUUAACGCUUCCGCUAUCGUAAUCCAUUCCUUGGCAAAGCGCUCUAUCUGACCAUCGAUGAAUCGUUACUUAAUCAACCUAUCCUACAUCGGCACUCGGUUUCGUGGCAUUCAGCGCAAAAUCGACAAAUCUGCCGGUCAGUUUAAGGAUCCACAUACAGUGCAAGGAGUGAUCGAGGAGGCUUUGCUAAAGUUACGGCCCGUCAAUGAACCAUUGCUGAAGCUGUCGAGUCGAACGGACACGGGCGUGCAUGCGCUGCACAAUACCGUCCACGUAGAUUUGCAGCGCCCGAAUGGAAAACCGUACGAUAGCGAUCGCAUAACCAAAACGCUGAAUCGUGCGUUCGAAAAAGAUGGCCAAUCUUUACGCAUCCUCAGUACGGUGCGUGUUCCGGCUUCUUUUCACGCACGCCUGUGCGCCAAAUCGCGUACGUACCUUUACCGGUUGGCGGUGCUGAAGAGGGAGUAUGCCCGUGAGUCCGGCCGGCAGCAGCAUCCGCACGCACGCUUCAUUCCGAUCGAGGAGCACGAUCGCUGCUACUUUUUAGGACACUCGGAGUUUGAUAUAAACGCGUUUGCUAGCGUUGCUCGGAUGUUUGAAGGGAUGCAUGACUUUCGCACGUUCAUGGCCGUUGCUAAGGGCAACCCAAGACAGCAGGAAGCGAUGCAUUCGCUGAGACGCAUCGACCAGAUCACGGUUGAAAGGGGACACACGAUGACGGCGGCUUUUAAUAGGGAACGGACUGAGCACUACUAUGACUUUUGGGACGUACGGAUACGGGGACGAUCGUUUCUGUACCGUCAGGUGAGGCGCAUGGUUGGUGCUUGGGUGGCUGCAGCGGAAGGGCGAAUUACCGAGCGGGACAUUUAUCGCAUGCUAACCGUGCCGUCGCAGAACUCCUGGUGCAGCAACGUAUUUGUAGCGCCCGCGUACGCACUCUACCUUUGCCACGUCGAGUACGACCCGAUUGAUCUUGCGUUUCCCGCCGCAGCCGACGAGAGCAACGAUGGCCAGCUUUCUCGAGCAAUUGCGCAACCGUAAAACGGAGCUGCAGCGCACAGAAACCACCGUUACGUACAUGGAUGGUAGCCGUAAGAUAUUCCGCAACAAUUGCGAAAUCGAUGCCCCGCCCCGGCUGGGCUUCAUCGUGGACAACAGUCCCGAUCAGGUGCCGGCCUGUAUCGUUUCGCAAUUUCUGUACCUGGGUUCGCAGGACUGCGUGCGACCGGAGGUGCUCGAGAAGUACGGCAUCACACACGUGCUCAGCGUUGGCAUAGAAACGCCACCGUUCGACGAGUGGCGAACAGAAGGCGAACAGCAACAGUCCCGGAUAGAAAGCCGGUUUGUCGAGUGCUUGGAUCUUCCGGAAACGAAUCUGGCCGAGGUGCUGGUCAAAACGAACGCCUUCAUAGACGGCUGCAGGGCGUGCGGGGGGCGCGUACUGGUGCACUGCAAUGCCGGCGUGUCUAGGUCGACGUCGGUGGUUGUGGGCUACCUGAUGGAGCGGUGUGAUCAAUCGUUCAUGCAGGCAUUCGGAACGGUCAAGAGCAAGAGACCAUGCGUGCAACCAAAUGCUGGUUUUAUUAAACAACUGAAGCAAUUGCAAUCAUAAACUGUUGUGUAUCCAGUUCGAUCGAUAUUUGUGUAGGUGAAUGGCGAAGAAAACAUUUCGCCAUAAUUGAACUUAACGCUAGUCCAUACGGUUUGCAUGAAAACGAAACGGACGAAUACACGUGUUAGAUAGCACAAAAAUACACAAACUAUUAUAUGUAUAAUUAAAUGUAAUGGUGUUAUACAUAAAA